UGCGCUCGGAAGAGGUGAAUGCUCAGAGCCUAUCAGAGGCGUCAGGGUGAGGAUGGCUUUUAUGGUCUGCUCUUUUUCAAACCGGUCUUCACGGCGACAGAGAACAGCAUCAUCCGGUCUGCUGCUCUGACUGAAGCCCGGAGAGAUCAUAUUCAGACACGUUCCUUGCAUCUUGUGUGAGAUCUGAGACAGGAGCAUUCCUUUAGAGUUGAAUCGGAGACAAGCAGCAGAGAGGAUGGGAGGUGGAGGUCGGCAGACGGAUCUGGUAGAACCAGGAAGCGAGAAGGAGACAGGUGUUUACACCUGGGAGGAGGUCCAGAGACACUGCAGCAAGAACGAUCGAUGGCUAGUCAUCAACAGGAAGGUGUAUAACAUCACCCAGUGGGCCAGAAGGCAUCCAGGAGGCUCUCACGUCAUCGGACAUUAUGCUGGAGAAGAUGCCACGGAGGCUUUUACUGCUUUCCAUCCAGAUCAAAAGUUGGUGCAAAAGUUUCUGAAACCUCUGCUGAUUGGAGAGUUGACAGCAACAGAGCCGAACCAGGACCGCGACAAAAAUGCAACAAUCAUAGAGGAUUUUGACCAUUUACGAGCUCAGGUGGAGAAGGAGGGUCUGUUUCAGUCCAGGCCUCUGUUCUUCUGCCUCCAUCUGGGUCACAUCUUGCUGCUGGAGCUCCUCGCCUGGCUGAUGGUCUCCUACUGGGGGACAAGCUGGACGCUGACAUUACUGUGUGCAGUGAUGCUGGCAACCUCUCAAUCACAGGCCGGGUGGCUGCAGCAUGACUUCGGUCACCUUUCUGUCUUCAAGAAGUCCAAGUGGAAUCACCUGGUGCACAAGUUUGUCAUCGGACAUUUAAAGGGCGCUUCAGCGAGCUGGUGGAAUCAUCUGCAUUUCAACCAUCACUCCAAACCAAAUGUCCUGAGUAAGGAUCCUGAUGUCAACAUGUCGGGAAUCUUUGUCCUCGGAAACGUUCAACCUGUGGAGUACGGCAUAAAAAAGAUCAAACACUUGCCUUAUAAUCACCAACAUCAGUACUUCUUUCUCUUGGGACCACCGCUGCUCAUUCCAAUCGUCUUCAACCUGCAAGUACUAAACGUUAUGAUUUCUCGUCGCAACUGGGUGGACCUGUCUUGGUAUUUGUCUUUCUAUGUUCGUUACUUCUACUGUUACGUCCCUCUGUAUGGCCUGUUUGGCUCUCUGGCACUCAUCCUAUUUGUUAGGUUUUUGGAGAGUCACUGGUUUGUGUGGGUGACUCAGAUGAACCAUAUUCCAAUGAACAUUGAUUAUGAGCGGCACCAAGACUGGCUGACCAUGCAGCUACAAGCCACAUGUAACAUUGAGCAGUCCUUCUUCAACGACUGGUUCAGCGGACACCUCAACUUUCAAAUCGAACACCAUUUGUUUCCCAGGAUGCCGCGCCAUAACUACCACCUGGUGGCUCCGCGGGUCCGUGCUCUGUGUGAGAAACACAGGAUCCCCUACCAGCUGAAAACCUUGUGGCAAGCCAUGACUGAUGUUGUCAGCUCACUGAAAUCCUCGGGGGAUCUCUGGCUUGAUGCGUAUCUCCAUAAAUGAUUAGCUGUGAUGAAUUCUAGGUUGCAUCAAAACAAGACUGAUUUAUUUUACUUUGAAAAUCUAUUUAGAAACUUUUGAGCUAGAAACUCUUUUGAGCUCUCGGUUUUUGAAGUAAAACUGGUGCAUGAUUUGUUUUAAGAAAUUUGUCCAGUUAAAACAUUUCAAUAAUAAUGCCCUUUUUAAAUGCUGAUAAAGAAAAACUGUAAAUGAGUACUAAAAACGUUGUUUUUUCUGCAUUAUAAUAAAAAACUAACUGAU
Messenger RNA from Nothobranchius furzeri (turquoise killifish), 1831 nucleotides. Its product is annotated as acyl-CoA Delta-6 desaturase. Gene Ontology annotation, cellular component: membrane. The record is from RefSeq and is a predicted model, not a curated record. NCBI's taxonomy places the organism in Eukaryota, Metazoa, Chordata, Actinopteri, Cyprinodontiformes, Nothobranchiidae. Gene Ontology annotation, biological process: lipid metabolic process. Gene Ontology annotation, molecular function: oxidoreductase activity, acting on paired donors, with oxidation of a pair of donors resulting in the reduction of molecular oxygen to two molecules of water.